Messenger RNA from Xiphias gladius (swordfish), 820 nucleotides. Its product is annotated as protein FAM177A1-like. The transcript is spliced from 5 exons. Lineage: Eukaryota; Metazoa; Chordata; Actinopteri; Istiophoriformes; Xiphiidae. The record is from RefSeq and is a predicted model, not a curated record. The coding region runs from base 76 to 744 and encodes 222 amino acids.
CUUCCGGUUCUGGUAGUGCUGAGCAGAGACGUUGUUGUGGGCGCAGUAUUCAGAGAUACAGAGAAGACGGCGACAAUGGCCGAUAUAUCACUGUAUCUCACUAACGUUAAUGUAUCGAUAGGGCAGAACUUGGCUGUGGAGCAGGCUCAGAGUCCAAACGCGGGUAAGGACUUUGAGAGUGUGGAGCUGGGGGAGCAAUACAAAAGAGAGGAGCAGCAGCAGCAGCAGCAGCAGAGAGAGAGGGUUCCUCGCAGGAUCAUCCAUUUCUCCAGCGGGGAGACUAUGGAGGAGUAUAGCACCGACGAGGAGGCGGGAGAGGACAAGGAGCCAGACAGGAAAGACCUGCUGUCCUCCCCGGUCGAUGCGGUGAGGUCAAAGAUGACCUGGGGUCCAUACUUCUGGUUCCACAUGUGGAGAGCUGCCACAUCCACCAUUUCAGCAUGUGACUACCUGGGGGAGAGGAUGGCCUCCCUCUUUGGACUAACAUCAGCCAAAUAUCAGUAUGCCAUUGAUGAAUACUACAGAAUGAAGAAAGAGAGGGAGGAAGAGGGAAAUCACUUGUCAAAAGGAGCAGAACGAACCUUCGACCAGCUACAAUUUCAGGAAGGCAAAGACAAGCCAAUCACCAUGACAGACCAAUCACAGGUUUUCACCACUCACCCUGAUGUGACCUAUCAGAUCGAGAAUGAAAAUCAGGUACCUUCAAGCACCAUCAGAGUUCCUGCUAUCAUCACAGCAACCUAACCAUCCCUAUAAAAGAAUGUUGGAUCUUUAAUGUCUGUUUGUGUAUUAAAGAAGGAACACUGUCUUGUUUCACCAA